AUUGUCACCGUGAUGCCUGAAACAUGGCGGAUCUUGGCGAGAAUGUGAACAAGUCUUCGCAUUUUCACAUUAAGUAACGACUGUAAUAUGCCAAGAAAACAUUUAAGACUACUUGUAUAUAGCAGUGAAAACUUGUAGAUAAUGUCUGUUCAUCAACAACAGAAGUCAGUGGUAAACUCAACCGCGGUUUUUCCGAACGAAAGGUCGCCAUCGAUUUCGGAUUCUUCAGACGAGGAAGAUGAUGAUUUGGACGACGAAAGCGCCGAACAUUCAGCGGUAAUGGCGAUUUCAUACCAUUUGAUAAUUUUUGUGUGUUAUUAUGUUUUUAUAUUAUUCGGUUAAAGAGUUCUUAAGGACAUUUUCCCUUUCUGAAAGAGAGGAAAAAUGUUCUUGGUAUGUUAAUUAUUCUAACUCCAUGAUUAAUAUUAAAGCUAUAAAAGCUAACCCUUCGACUUAUGAUGGAAAAUAUUUGUUUUGAAGAAAACAGAGUCGCCGGUGAGAGAAAUUUCUAGUGUAAAAUAGUUCAUUUUUUGGGAGAAAUGGUGGUAUGAUCUGUAGCAAUAUUGUCCUUUGUUAUAUUUGUGCGAUAAAGGCGAACGGUUAGCUCGAAAACAGUGUCAUGUUCUUUGCCGUAAUAUUUGAGAAGAAGUUUGUUCAGUCUAUUUACCCCGUUGUGAUGGUACUCUUUACCUUUUGAUGAAGGGUUUAAGGAAUUUUUUUCGAUAAAAUUGCAAGGAAAUAACACGACAAGUCUCUUUGUAAGUUGAAUUUUGUCUGCGUGUACAUUUCUCUUCAAGAGAAAUUGAUUGAGUGCGAUGUCCUUCUGCUGGCAGUCUCUUAUUCCAAAUUAAGACUUCAAUAAUGUGAAAUCUUAUAGUGUAUGUCUGAGUAAUAAUUCAUUCUCAGGAACGUUAAGUCGUUCGGGGCGCUUAGUAGAAGAAGAAUGUAGAUUUUUACCACUAAUAUAAUAUUUUGUGAUCGCUACCUUUCGCUACGCGAAUCAUUACCGAAGUCUCAACACGUGCCGGAGGAGUGGUUUAAAACUUGUAGAUUCGUAGAAUUUUUAUCGUCAUUCGUUAGAAACUAUAGGCUUUUCCUUUAUUUAUUGAAUUACUUUUUUUCAUUAGUUUUCUCUUAAUUCUUAGGUAACCUCAAUUUGCGGAAAAUGAAAAUUGUUUAUUUCCUAUUUGCGUCGAAGAAUUUUAUGACCCACUGUGCGUGUUUUAGUGCCACAGUAAAUAUCGUGUCCUUACUUCUCAUGUCUUGUCGAACGAUGGCGGAAAAUAUACCAGUUGAGGAAAUUAUUUGAUCAAUGUAAAGUGAUGUUCAGUUGUGCUUUGAGUUCCGAAAUAUGUCACUAAAUGGUAUGUCCUUCACAACUAUUAAGAAGUUGCUAUUGUAUUUUGCCUCAAGGAACAACAUGAAUUACAUAACCACGUUGAUUCGGGACUGGUGCUUUUUUCUAAUGUUUUCAAGUAUAUCCCUAUUUUCACAAAUUAUUUUUACUUCUUUUAUGUGGAUAAAUUUGUCUUAAUUGAAAUUGUCUUUCUUACUCACAUGAAAUGUUUGUGUAGGAAUACUUGCUUAUGCAGUGAUGUGGAACAUAAUACAGAACUUUUCUCUGAUUUAUCUGUCACCUUCAGUUUAAACUAUUGUUUCAGAUGUCUAACAAGCAUAAAUAUUAUGUAGAGCAAUCUAGGGUUUUUUUUUUGUUUUGUUUAUCUUCAGAACCCUUAAAUUGUGAUAUUCUGAGUACUGUGUGAAGACCCCAGUUCCAAUUUAGGUGUAACAAUUCCUGAUGACAUAUUUUUAUUUAAAUUUCAAUGAUGGCACCACAUUUCAAGAAGUUUGUAUACUUCAAGUUUGCUACAAAAUGAUACAUUUUCAGUCAUUGAUAUACACUUUGCAAACUGACUCUGUACUUUAUUACACAAUGCCCUUCAUCUAGAAAUCACGAAAGGAACAUUGCCAUCUCUUUUAACAUUUCUAUGAUGUUCAUCGUUAUUUUCAGUAUGGCCAUUUCCUUUGUGGGAUGAUAACAUCUGUGCAGUUCAGGGUUCUGUUAAAUAGACUGUAGUGAAAACCUAUUCAUGUUGUAAGGUCAUAAUCCUUGUGAAAGGAUUAAUGGUGCAGUUGUAUAGUGUUUGCAUGGAAAUGCUGAUCUUUGGCCCGCGUACAAAUUCAGUAGUGGUUAUAUGGUGCCAAGGUCAGAUUUAACAUUCAUGGCAUGUUCCAGAAUCCUGUAAUGGCUAGACAAGUCAAGUAAACCUCUGAGAUCAUUUGGGUCAUUGGGAAUGUUCUUAGAUUAAGUAUUUAAUGGCUCCUUUAACUCAUUAUCUAGGGGAUCACUUCUCUUGACCAUGUUAGGAUUUUCUUUUUGGUAAUAAAAGGAGAAACAAGUAUUAAUGGACUCCUUUGAUUCACCAUGAUGGAAGUGGUCUUUGAUCCCGCAAGUAGACAAAGUGAGGGUUUUAUUUUAAGUUUAACGGAGAUACAAUUUUCCUUUAAAGCAAAUUUUGAUAGUUAUCAGUUUUAUUUUUCAUAUUCUUGACUGCAUCUUGAGUUGAUAAUUGAUGGAGAUAGUGAAUAUCCUUCAUGUGUCUGUUGCCUCUACUUUACAGGAUUCUGUAUUGUAUAAAUGAACCCUGACAAAGCAUAACUACAUUCUGUUGUUUGUAGAUGGAGUACAUUCUUAGAGCCAAAAGGAGUGAACUCACUUCAAAGCUCAUGCUUUCUGGUUCUGAUGGUCUGAGUAAUGACUUAAGGAAGAUGGACCCAGAGACUCAGGCACGUCUAGAGACGCUUUUGGAAGCUGCAGGUGUGUUUCCUUUGAAUUGCCUUAUUUUAUUUGUUUGAGAAAGGAGAAUGAAAGGAUGAUGCAAUCAGAGGAAUUUCAUUACUUAAUUUUUCUCAGACAUGUGAAUCAAAGGAUGAUGCAAUUUAAGAUGUUUGACUUGUACUUCUAUUAUCCCUUUGUUUUUUUCAUGUUACAAUGUCAUUUAAACAAUAAAAGUCAAGGCAAAUUUUUCUUUUUUAAAUGGUAUUAUGUUGGCAGUCCCAAUUACAAAUUUCUACUAUUUACAUUUUUAUUUAAAACGUUUUACAGUGCAUACAUGUUGUCAGUCCAUAAGGCAGGCUUAUGGCUAAAGAAGUAGGCUGCUGGUUGAAAUUUUUAAGUGGAGCAGUUCAAAGAUGGUGCUUCAAAGUGUGGUUUAUUUGUUUAUUUUUUUCUCAAUAUUUGAGCUAUUAAUGCUGAAGAGUGGGUUUAUUGCUGUCUAUUAGGACAUAAAGGAGCAACAUGGUGUAGAUGACAUAUGAUAAUUAUAUAACAGUAGAUAGGUAUUGUGGUUAAUUUGUGAGUACAUAACCUCCUUUUUUAAAAAAUGGUGGACGCAAGAAACAAAAGAGUCAUGAUAAACAAGUGCUCUCUAUAGAAACUCACAACUGAACAAAUGAUCAAUCUGUCUCAGACAAUAUUCCAACUGUAGGUCUCCUUUACUUAUAAAUAAGGCAGUAUUGUAAAAGCUUCUAUAGCUUGGGUCGUGGUAAAGAAAUCACUUCACCUUUUAUCUCCAAGGUGUUGGUAAAUUGGCAGAUGGAAAAGCAUUUACUGAUCCUGAAGUACUUCGUCGAUUAACUUCAUCUGUUAGCUGCGCACUUGAUGAGGCUGCAGCUGCUUUGACCCGAAUGAGAAGCCAAAAUAAUGGGUUGCCAUCAUCGGCUGGACAAACAACUGCUGAUUCAGGUUUGUCACCUCAUAAGUGAUUCAAAGGUGCAUGUAAAUAUUGGUCAAUAAUCUCUUUAACUAAGCUGAGUUUAAUGGGGACUUCAGGUCAAAAUCGUUUGUUGUAAACGUGGCUGACUACUAUUUUCCUCUGUACGCAUGCUUCCUAAAAUGAUACUUAAAUAUAUGCAAAUUAAAGUAGUUUAAAAUCACUUUAACCAGGGUUCACUUUAAGAACUUGAUAUACCACUCUUUAAAAAAGCAUUGGUUCUGACAAUAGGAACAGGUACAGAAACAAUAAUUACUUCACAGCCAAGAGCUCCUUUGUGAGCUUUGCCAUUACUUUAUUUAUAUGUAUCUGUGACAAGCAUCUUUUAUACUGUUAAGUUCAGCAAUGAAAAAAGUGUUGUGUUGGAAAAUACUUACCCAAAGAUGGUCAAGAGAUAUGAAAAAAUGGUAGCAUCUUAUAUGUAUGGAAAAAAAAUUAAAAUCUGAAUUCAUCUCUAGGAUUUGAACUGGAGACUGUACAAUUUCGCAAAGAUUCCCACAUUCUUUUGAUAAACUGUCUGUUGCAGUUUUAGGGUGGAGCUGAUAUUAUCUAACUUUCUGGUGUGUUUAAACAGGAGCUCGGAGUCUUGCAGAAGCUUGCCUUGAAGGGGAUGUCAGUGCUGUGCGCAAACUGCUGGAAGAAGGAUGGAGUGUACAUGAACCAACUGAUGAAGGAGAGAGUCUACUCUCUUUAGCUUGCUCAGCAGGUACUUUCAUUGAUUAGUUCCCUGACAUUGUAAGGUUGUCAACAAAAAUGGGAAGCUGGCUAAAGUCUCCAUCCACCCACCCAUUGUUUUCAUGACCCCCCUUGGGAUAUUCCUCUUGUCUGUAAAAGAGCAAGAAGGGCUGAACAGCUACCUUUCAUCUCUCUGUUUCAUGAAGUUAACUUACUUUUGAAAAAUUCUGUGGUAUCCUAAUCUUUUUUUCCCAAAAGGUUAUUAUGAACUUGCCCAAGUACUGCUUGCAAUGAAUGCAAGUGUCGAUGAUCGUGGGAGCAAAGGAGAUUGUACCCCUUUGAUGGAAGCUUCUAGUGGUGGUUAUAUAGACAUUGUAAGACUGUUACUUGAGCACACUGCUGAUGUUAAUUCACAAUCACAAGCUGGUAAUACUGCACUCAUCUAUGCCUGCUGUGGUGGCUAUGAAGAUGUGGUAGAAGUGUUACUAAAUCAUGGUGCUGAUAUUGAAGCCCACAAUGAGAAUGGUCACACCCCCCUGAUGGAAGCAGCAAGUGGUGGACAUGUCAGUGUUGCAAAGAUGUUAUUGGAGAGAGGUGCCUGUAUUAACUCGCAUUCAAAUGAGUUCAAGGAGAGUGCAUUGACACUGGCAUGCUAUAAAGGUAAGGGAAUGGAUGAACUUGAGCAACACUUUUUAAAAUAAUAAUUUUGCUGGUAGGGUUUGCCUAUGUCUCAUUUUGAUUCUUUUUCAAGCAUUAUUUGUCUGCUUUCUUGAUGUACUUUUAGAUGUGCCCCAAGGGCAACAAAUUCUCUCCUGACUCUAACAUUAACUAUUUUUGCUCUGACCUAUCUCACUUUCACAUACUUGUAGAUGAUCACACUGUAUGACUGGUGGGGUAUUUUAGUAAAUGUAGUACAUUUGAUAGCAAGAUGUGAAGCUUUGAUUCCUAUGAUUGUGACAGGAUAUUUUUGAAAGUUAUUUUUGAGUAAUUCACCUUCCCUUAUACACUGUCUGAAUUGAGCUGUGCAUGUAGAUAGACCUGUGAUGAAGGUCAAGUCUGUAGUAGACCCAUGUGGUCCAUCCAGCCAGAGCUGAUCCUGGUCUUAAUAGCAUGAAGCAACUAGGACUAUUAGUACUCCCCCAUGGAGGGAGUGCUAGUCCAGUGCAAGAUUACCCUAUAUCAUUUUAUUAGGCUUCUCUAACAAUUUGCCAGUACCCAUUUAUACUUGUGGGUGAAGAGAGGCACUGCGACAGUAAAGUGUUUUUUCUUAAUAACACAACACAAUGACCCAGCCUGGUCUUGACCCCAAGUCCAGAGCAAUAACCACCAUUAGACUACUGCAUCUCCAAUUGAUAAAGGCCAAAACAAAUUUUCAGGAGAUUCAAAGAGUUUGAUUGAUUGUUUUAUAUGUGCAUCAAGUGACAAAGUCUUUCAUUACUAAUUGUAAGCAUUUUCUCCACUCAAGGUCACCUUGAAAUGGUCAAGUUUUUGCUUGAUGCUGGAGCUGAUCAAGAGCACAAGACAGAUGAAAUGCACACUGCGCUGAUGGAAGCUUCCAUGGAUGGGCAUGUGGAAGUGGCCAGACUUCUCCUAGAUCAUGGAGCACAGGUAGGAACAAAGAAACUUGGCUUAUUUGCUUGGAAAGUGAAUGAAGUUGUGGCAAAUUAUAGUAAAUUCCCUUAUGGUUAUUUUGUAGGUUAACAUGCCAGCUGAUAGUUUUGAGUCACCUUUGACAUUGGCAGCUUGUGGUGGACAUGUGGAACUGGCUGACUUGCUUAUUAAGAGAGGAGCAUUCCUAGAAGAAGUCAAUGAUGAAGGGUAUGCAAAGAGAAAGUAUAGUUGUUUUGGUCAUAGAAAAUUCUAACAAUCUUCUGACUUGUACUUGUAAAGAAAUUUGUUCACAAGAUAAAUUUGAAGGGGAUGAUUAAGAGAGCUUGCUUUUAAUAGCAUCAAUUGAAAUUGUGGUGAUCAGUACCAAGGGUAAGUGGCCACUUGCAGAACCUUGUGGUUUGCUUGAUACAUCUAAAAAACAAGCAUGAGCCCCAAUAUAGAUGCAUCUAAAAUACAAACAUGCCCCAAUAUAUUGCACAAUCAUCUGCACUGUAGAAUAGUAGAAUGGUAUGAUAAUUGAAAUAUAGAAAAGUGACAUACUUACAGUUAUGACCAUAUAAAACAUUCUAGAAGAGAGCAUUUUGCCCCUCCAAGGUAUAUUUGCAUUUACCUUAUCUUUCAAGUACAUGUAGUACAGUACAGGUUACAUAUAAAUGCUGUUUGUGUGUCAGGUAUACCCCUCUUAUGGAAGCUUCACGGGAAGGACAUCUCGAUAUGGUUGCACUGCUACUCGAGCAUGGUAAUUAUUAAUUUGACAAUCAUUUCAGGUAUUAAACUUGGGGCUUUGCCUUGUAAGGUUAAUUCUUGUAACACUGAAACUUCUCUUUGCUCUAGGAGCUGAUAUUCAUGCACAAACAGAGGAAACUCAAGAGACAGCUUUGAGUUUGGCUUGUUGUGGUGGUUUUCAAGAUGUAGCUGCAUUUCUUCUUCAAGCAGGUACAGUUGUUAGUUUGCUUUCUAUCAAUACUUAACCAGGAGUGACUUAAAAUGGAAAAGUCAAAGACAGGAUCUUUGCAAUAUUUUGACUUUUGUGUCUUCUUGACAGGUGCUACUAUUGAACAGGGCUCGUCAACUCCCCUCAUGGAAGCUGCUCAGGAAGGACAUGUUGAUCUGGUUAAAUUCUUGCUAGAACAAGGUACAUGGAUCAUGUGAUCUAAAUUCAGCUUACUUUUUCAGAGUGGGAAUGUGUGCUCUUAUUUUACAUGUGAUGUUUAUCAAGAAAACUAAGGGUGGCAUCAACACACUUAGCUAAAUAAUGUUCAAAGAAUCUGCAUCCACUUGUCUUGCAUGUGAAAGAUUAGCCAAGAUAAGUUUUGUAGGUUCCCUUACUGGGAAAUGAAAAAGGAGUAAAACAAAAUAAUAAGCAAAUAAGUGCAGAGGCUUCCACUGUAAUAUCAACAAACUGCCUGAAAGACCAAAAGAAACUUGUGUGUUUGUAGUUGGUUAGUCACAUUUUAGAGUUCUUUUUUAUGGUUGGCCUGGGUUUUCUUUUUUUUCUCCUAAAUUUGAUAAAUUGGUAAAAUUUGCAUCGUAAUUUUAAAGGAAAAAAAUUAUACAACUUGAGUUUUAAUUUAUAGGGGCUAAUGUUAAUGCAACAACUGCAACUGGUGAUACCCCACUGUCAUUUUCAUGUGAGAAUGGCCACACUGAUGUCGCUGAUGUUCUACUAUCUGCUGGAGCUGAACUGGUAAGGUUUCUGUAGUUCACAACUUGAAUCUUGCCUGGUAAUGCUGGGGCUGGAAGGUAUACUUGUAAUAGCAUUACCAACAUCUAAUUAAUGCUAUGGGUUUAAUUUGUGAAACUGAUCUGUCUUUCUAACAGGAGCAUGAGUCUGAAGCUGGCCGCACACCUCUCAUGAAAGCAGCAAGAGCUGGACAUCUUUGUACAGUGCAGUUUCUCAUCAGUAGAGGUUAGUUAUUGAUGACAUUCCCAACAAUACAAAUUAUGAUUUAUUGUGGUUCUUUGAGAAAGCUGUGUGGACAUAGGUAAGGUGGAUACAGUCAAUGAGGAUUUACCUGAGUUUGACAUUUCUUUGUAGGAGCUGAUGUCAACCGACAGACCACUGUGAAUGAUCACACUGUUCUUUCUCUUGCUUGUGCUGGUGGGCACUUGGCAGUGGUAGAGUUGCUUUUAGCACAUGGUGCUGACCCUUUGCAUAAGUUAAAGGUGAGAAGUACAAAUUACUAGAUUUACUUUAGGUCGGUAACAUUGAGUGUCUAUGAUUUCCUGUCUAAUAUCCCUUCUAGAGCAACUACUAGUUUGACAAAUUAGUAGGUAACAAUUUUGAUACAUGUGAACCAAAUUUGUGUAUAAAAAUGUGUCACACUUUUUUUUCACUGUACCAUAGGAUAAUUCCAACAUUUUGAUAGAGGCAGCCAAAGGAGGCCAUGCAGCAGUAAUAUGCUUCCUCUUGGAGAACCCCAUUGUUUCCAACCCUCCAGAACUACCACUUCAUUCAAUGCCUGCUACUCUUCCCACUCCAACUGUGCCACCACCCAGAGUGCCUCCUGUUCAUGCUACUCAACCUCCAGUAAUGGAACAUCCUGAUCUGCCUGAUAUGACCGCAGAGGUAUUGAUGGAAAACCAGCAGCUUUUAAACCAGCUGUCAAACACCCCUUUGUCACCCCAUUCACCUCUUCUGUUGAACACCCCUGCCAACUUUGUUGUGCCAGAAAUGCCAACUACGUCUUGCUCCACUUCUUCCACCAUGUCAUCUGUAAGCCAGUCAAUGUCUGACAUGUCAACGAACAUGACUUCAACUGCUGUGCAGACUGAUAACAAGGUUGUCAUUUGUGAGAAGCUGCAGCUUAUUCAGGGGAAGUUAGCCAAAGCCUUGAAGAGUGCCAACCUCUCACUGGAGAAUAUACCUCCUGAGCUUCUCCAGAGUGUCAAUGAUGAAGUAUCAGCAUUGAAUCUUGAGGGAGAGGAAAUUGCCUUGCCUCCAUCACCCUUCUCUGUGGGUACUGUUACUGGUGGGAUUACUGAUGAUCAAGAUGGCAUUGAAGGUUUAAUGGUUGCAGAACCUGCUCAGACUCUUCAUGAGACCAUCGGAGACAUGCUAUCUGAAGGUAUUUAUUUGGUUUUUACAUAUCACAUUGUGUUUCAAAUAUAUAGCAGUCUUAGUGCUUCAAAGUGAUAUCUGAAUGACCCUCCUCAAAUAUAUAAUUUUUUUAACCAAAGUUUUGGAACUGUUUUGGAAAUCCACAAAUUUUGUUGCACAUACUGAAAGUUUUUACUAUUUCAAUCUGUAGAGGUACUUACAUGUAUAUAUAUUUUGUUUUCUUUUUAGAUUCAAGCAAUAACAGUGGUCCACCUACUCCUCCAGACCUUAGUACAUCAUCAGUACCACUAACACCCACCCCAUCUCCUGCUUCGCCUCAGUUUCCUCCUAUGAUUGAUGUGGAUCAGCAAACAGACAGUAACUCAGACACUGCACUCACUUUGGCAGCUGCUGGAGGUCAUGAUGAAUUGGUGACUCUUCUCCUUGUUAAAGGCUCUGAUAUUGAGCACAGAGACAAGAAAGGUAGAGUGGUUGAUUCAUUUUUGAAUAGAAUGAUAUUUUAUUUUAUACCUUUGUUACAAGUUUUCAAAGGUCUUCGAACAUCAUCUCAAAGUCCUUUGAAAUAAAAAUUUUCAAAUAUGGUUGUAGGUUUUCUUGACCUAUCAUGCUAAGGAAUGUGGUAACAAAAUUUCAACGUAUUAUUUCACUUGUGAAAGUUUCAAAAACUGAUUUUAAAAUAAAUCUGAGGUGUAUUCCUUUGUAUUGAAGGGGUUUUAAGAUAUCUUGUGUACAAUGUACAACAGCUUCUCAGUUAACUAUACUUUUCUGGGAGAAAACCAUAUCUUGUUGUGCAUUUAUGUUCAUUACUUUUGUCCUCUAAUGUUUAGAUUUCUCACUGAGAUGUUACCACCUCAUUUUGCAUAAUUAUAGACCUCCAAUUAGCCUGAUUGUCAGGAAGGGAUUUGUUACAUACUGUACAUGUAUGUAUGACUUGGUCCUGGGCACUGUUGCUGGGAAUUUUGUAGAAUUUUCUUGCAAAUUUUUUACUUUUAUUUUUCUUUGUAUAGGUUGUACUCCUUUAAUUUUGGCUGCCACAGCUGGCCAUGCCUCAACUGUUGAGAUCUUGUUAGAUAAUGGAGCAGAUAUUGAAGCCCAGUCAGAUCGAACUAAAGACACUGCACUUUCUCUAGCAUGCUCUGGUGGCAGGCAAGAGGUUUGUGAUACAUGUACUUGUAUUUGGAACUGCUAUAAGUGAUUUCUUCUCUCAAAUAUGUAUGUGCAGCAUUUAAAGACAAUUUUUCCAGCAUGAUCAAGCAAAUUUUAUUAUGCUGGAGAUACUUCUUUUUUUAUUUCAUGAUCAUUUACAUGAAUUUUGGUGAGGUCAGAAAAAAGAUUUUUUUUGCAGGAAAAAUCUCAAUAAAUACUUAUCAGAUGGACAUCAAAUAGUUUGAAAGAUAAUGUACUUACUUAAACAUUUUAUAUACAUUUUGGUCUCUGUGUUAAUCAAAAGAGUGACAUUUUUUCAUCAGGUGGUGGAACUACUAAUUGCCAAAGGGGCCAACUUUGAACACCGUAAUGUCUCAGAUUACACUCCGCUCAGUCUAGCAGCAUCAGGAGGAUAUGUUGGUAUCAUUAAACUCUUACUGAGCCAUGGAGCUGAGAUCAAUUCUCGCACUGGAAGCAAAUUGGGUAUAUCCCCAUUAAUGUUAGCAUCAAUGAAUGGCCACACAGCAGCUGUUAAACUACUGUUAGACAUGGGAAGUGACAUCAAUGCUCAGAUUGAGACUAACAGGAACACUGCCCUAACACUGGCAUGCUUUCAAGGGCGACAUGAAGUUGUGAACCUUUUGGUGGAAAGGAAGGCAAACAUUGAACACCGUGCAAAGGUAACUGAGUAUUCUUGAUAUUCAUUUGUUGAAAGCCAGCAGAGAGCUGAAGCCUGCACAAUGGUGAUGCCUGAGUAAACACACGUGUGAUAUGAGCCACUAUGUAGUAUGAAAAUUUUUUGGACCUUUUCUUUUUUUAAAAAAAAAAUUGUGCCUGUUUCUUGAUCCAAAUGAUUAAGUCCUAACAAAAAGUAAAUCUUACAAAAAGAUGAUGCCAGAAUUACUAUCCUUAGUCCAGGCAAAGCCUCUGCCUUUGAACUACAAAAAUUUGUUCCACCAAGUCUCAAAAUUGCAGAGAAAAAUUCUCAAAAUAUUUACAACAUUGACAUACAAUACCUUAAAAAAUCAAAAGGAAAAUUUAACUUGUAUAUAAAAACUGGUCAGUCACAACUGACAAACACUGCUUUAAUCUUAUUGCAAAUACAUGUAGUAUUACUGUAGUGCUGUGGAUAACAGUUUUCAAAAGGAAUCCUCCCACCUUUGAAGAUCAGGCAACAAAAUGUUGCUCUCUUCAUCAGUGUGUUAUAUUCUUUCACUGGUUGAUUCUGGGUUUUUUAGAAGAAAACAGAAAUUUUGUAAACAAUCAGGCAUUUACAAUUAUUUCUUUGUGGUUAUUGUUUUACAGACUGGUCUGACUCCUCUUAUGGAGGCUGCUUCUGGUGGGUAUGUGGAGGUGGGUAGAAUCCUCCUUGAUAAAGGAUGUGAUGUCAAUGCCCCUCCUGUUCCUUCCUCUCGAGACACAGCACUGACCAUAGCUGCUGAUAAGGGACAUUACAAAUUUUGUGACUUGUUGCUGUCACGGGGUGCAAUGGUAGAUGUGAAGAACAAGAAAGGAAAUUCACCACUUUGGUUGGCAGCAAAUGGUAGGGACAUGUACAUGCAACUAAUGGUAGCUAUCACUCUUUUGAUCAAUGAGUGUUUGAUUGUUUGUAUUAUGAUCUCUUGUUAACACUGUGGUAGUGGAAGUAAUCAAGGAAUAUUCAUGUAGAUUGAUUCAUACCAUAAAAUAGUUCUAAACCUUGAUUGGUGUGCACAUAAAAUCUACUCUGUAACAUAGUAUAGGAGGGCACAAUGUCAAUUUUUAUCAGAAACAUUGUUAGUUACAAUGUGGUUAGAGACAGCAGACACACAAAUAUUGUGUAUUCUACAACCACUACCAAACAGAAAAAUUUUGUUUAGAGGCCUUAAACUGAAAAAAAAUACCUGAGAUGUUUAGCUUACUCUCUAGGUUACUUAAUUUGCUUUCCUUGGGAAUAAAAGGUAGCUCUUCCAUACAAUGUAUUUGAAUGGUAUUUUCACAUAUUGCUAGUGUUUACACAUGGUUAUCCCUAAUUUAUUACUCAUCCCUAAUUUAUUACUCAUGAAGGGCUCUUGUAUAUUUAGGUGGUCAUCUGGAAGUCUGUCAGCAGCUGUUUAGUUAUGGUGCUGAUGUUGAUAGUCAAGACAACAGGAAGGUAUCUGUCCUUAUGGCAGCAUUUAGAAAGGGCCACCUCAAAGUUAUUAAGUGGCUUGUUAAGCAUGUCCAUCAGUUCCCAUCAGACUCUGAAUGUACAAGAUUUGUUUCUACUCUUUCUGACAAGGUGAGACAAUUUUUUGCUCUUUGAAGAAUAUUUGUGUGAACAGUUGUGGUUGAAGAGAAUGUCGUCUUCAAUGAGUUUGUGUUACCAAACUGGAAUGGGAGUUAAGAGAUAGGUUAUUGUGCGGUAUUUCUGGUUUCAACAAUUGAUAUUUACAGUGCAAAAUGUAAGUGAGACUAAUAUUGCUUGAGAUUACUUGUGCUGGACUAGUGCCCUACCUGAGAGUCACUUAAUGCUACUUCUCUUCAAUAUUCAUGGACCAACAGGCUUAAUAAAUAUUACCUUAAAUUUGGUUUCCCACUUAUUGACAAGAACUCCAUUCUUUCCGUUUGUUUGAAAUUAGUGCUCUCUGUAUCAAUCAUGCUUCUUUGAACUAAAUUUAGGUGGCUGGAUUUUAGAACUUUGUGGGUAUUGUUUUUUAUUGGUACGAAAUGACCGACUAAUGUUUUUGUUCCAGGAGCUCUUGAAUAAAUGUCACAAGAACAUGGAGAUCAUAAUUAGUGCUAAAGAUCGCCAGGCUGCUGAAGCCAACAAGAAUGCAUCCAUACUCUUGGAGCAGAUAGAUUUGGAGAAAGAACGAGAAGAGUUGAAGAAGGCAGCUGCUGCCAGAAAGAGGGACAAAAAGAAACAGAAAAAGAAGAAGAAGCUGCAGGCAGAAAAGGAGGCUGAAACAAAUGUGAAAAACAUGGCUGAAAAAGAAAACAGUGAUGAUAGCAGUGAGCCUGAGAGGAAGAUUUCAGCUGAAAACGGUGGUUAGAGUUUUUCAAAUUUUAAGUACUGGUAGUUCAAAGUGAAUUCUGGAAGGACGCUUUCCUUGGUUAUUUAGUUUGUUUGUAAAGGGUCUGGAUGACAAUUUUUCUGACUGGAAAAAAAAAUUAAAGGGAAUUAUUAUCUGAAAUUUUGUUUCCCAGUUUAAGGGAAAUUCAGGAUCUUGUUAAAAGAUUCUAAAAAUGGUUAUGUUCACAAGGUAACCUGCACUCAGAGCACUACGACGGUGACAAAGGCUACAAUACACCGUACACAUAAUUAAACCUUUUUUGUGUUCUCUGCGGAUGGAAAGAAUAUAGAACAGAACUAAUUAUGGAUUGUUUUCUUGUUUGUAGUAAAUGCAGGUGUCCUGCCCCCUCCACUGACCACCUCUGCAGUGAUUGAUAGCAACAGUGUCAGUGGUGUCAGAACAAGAAAGUCAUCAACAGGUUCCUUAGACACGCUCACUAGUAUUGCAAUCACUGCUGCUGUCACCACCACUUCAACUGGGAAGUAAGUACACCGCUCUCUUUGUUGUGAUUAACAGUUGGACAUUUUGACUUCCAUUUUUUAUUCAGUAACAUGCAGCAGUGAACGGGGUCGUACAUUUGUCUUGCAAAUUAUUGGGGUGAGGCAGAGUGUUUGCUGGUCAAAAUUGAUUAAUUGAGUCUGUUCAGGUCAUAUUCGUGAUUAAUGAAUUGCAUUGGUUAAUGAAAUACAAUGGUUAUGAACCUAAUAUACAGAUAUUUUACCAACGUUUUUUUGUUCCUCACUUUCUUAAAUAUCAAUUCUCCAUUAAAAGAUUUGAUGUGACUUGUUCCACUGUUGUCAGGUCGAGCGAUGUAAUCAGUGUUAUGAAGACGGCGGAGAUCACCAAGGUAGUGGCAAGCACCAUCAUGACUCAGACCACCCCUCACAGUGCUUUGUCACCCAUCACUGUCGCCACUGCUGCAGCUCAAUGUCUCGCUGUUACUCUAACUACCACAACAGCUACUACCAAGAUGUCAACUUUACCGAGUCCAAAGAAGGGCAAAAAACACGAGGACGGCUGGAAGGAAGUUGUAAGAAGGUACGAAGAACAGUUACUGUCAAAACCUGAAAAAUAUGGACUGUGUAUCGUGGUGAAGUUAACACCUUUUGUGGGUUGACACUGGCUUUUUAUUUUUAGAUCUAAGAAAAUGUCUGUUUCAUCGUCUGUCAUAAGCCGUGUGAUUGGUCGUGGAGGGUGCAAUAUUAAUGCCAUCCGCGAAACAACCGGAGCCCACAUCGAUAUCGAUACCAAUCGACAGAAAACAACUGGCAGCUGUAUAGUUACUAUCAAGUAAGUUUUUCUUUCAGCAUUUUCGAAAGUGAUUGUGAGAGGAAAUAGAAUAUAGUGACCGGAAAACUAAGCUUGCUCAUGUAGCUGCCCAUGUUUUUUUUUUUUUAAUUCAAUUUUUGGGCGGCUUUGCGUGACCUGAGCCUUACAGGACUUCUUCUAUACUUACGUGGUUUCAUUUGAAUACGAGGUGGGUUGGAGGAAUUUGAAACAGUUUUGCUUUAAUUUCGAAAUUCUCCCAACCUUCCGAAUUUUAAGAUGAGGCUUUGUCAACAUGGGAAAUGCCUUAUACUACUGUCAUAAAAUAUUCUAAAAUAUACGCGUAAAUCUAAAAAGUCAAUAAGGUUUUUGCAUAUUCUCAUCUGAAAACGCUCAUUAACCAAUACGAGUAUGGGAACAGUCUUAUUUCUUUUUUGUCAAAUUGAUUUUUUUUAUGGACAGCUCAAUCACUUUGUCAAUUGUUCGAUAAAAGGGAACAUACUUUACUGUGAGGCCCAGAAAAAUCUCGGAUAGUAAAGUCCAACGGGAGUUCAACGGAAGCAACUAACACCGUUUUGUAAUUUCCAUUUCCCAGGGGACCAGCCGAUGCAACUCGACAAGCGCACCAGCUCAUCUCAGCGCUUGUCAAGGAUCCCGAGUGUGAUAUUAAUGACGUUCUUCCUCGAAAAAAGCACCUUCAUUCUCAAAUUAGCCGUUCAGCUGUCGCUACAACAACAACAAUCACCACAUCAGUCACAUCCACAGUCUCUCAUCACAGAACCCUGUCUGAACCUAAACCUACCAACACGUCUUCCAAAGGCCCCUCUACGACACAGAUUGCGCAAACGAAAUCCACCACCAAAACGACAACAUCUGCUGGUCGUCAAAGUUUGUCUAGCUCUUGGCCAUCUACCAAUAGUGCCCCUGUGUCGCACCCUGCGGUAACCACAUCCGUUAGCACCACCACAGCCAAGAGCACUGUGACUACUUCAACUCACAUGCCGAGCACAGCACGAUGGGCGAGCACCACGCAAACUGCCUCUAGUACCAGCAAGAAGACACCGCUGGCUGCUGCUCAAGUAGCCGCGACAAGCUCGCUUACUGGCGCCGCUCCUGUGGCCUCGGCACCAGUCAGGAAGCCAUCAGGUGGAAACUCAAAUACAAGUAGUUCAUCUAGUUCUGGUGUGGUGAAGCCACCGACUCCAGCUAAGCGACAAUUGUUUCCAGAAACUCCAACUGAGCCAAUACCAAGGAAGAAUUCGGCAAGCAAAACAUCCAGGGUUGUUAAGGGUUCUCCUUCGUAUUCCUCUGUUGCCAUGGGAGUGACUGGGGGAUCAGGGAGCGGUGCACUUGAUAUAACGCCUACGGUCACAACAUCUUCCUCUGUGAUAAGCUCGGUGACCACUUCUCCAGGGUCUUCAAACCUUCCACCUGUCAUCAGCAACAUCCUAUCGCAUGUUGGCCAGACGUUCAGUCCCAGCGUAUGGAAUGACAUCGCGCAUCCUAGUGCCAGACCAUCCGUUGGUCCCGUGUCAGAACUAGAUAUUUCCUCUUCUGUGUCUCCAGCUGAUCCCAUCACACAGCCCUUGUACAUCACGACCCCUGGAGCUCUGUUUACCCCACUGCCUCACGAAGCGACGUCGUCCUCCCCGCCUCAUACCUCUGGCUCGCCAGUGCCGACCACAACACCGUCAACAUCAACCUCACCGAAUUCCUCGCCCUUAGGGACAUCCCUUGCUUCAGGAAACUCCUCUUUAGGAGAGACUGGGGAGAAACCAUCACUGAGGCCAAUUGGAACAGAGAGGGCGUCAAGAAGAGUGUCCGCCAGUCCACUUCCAUCCGUGCCUGGGAUAUCGCCGUUAAUAGGAACAGGUACAUCAACAGUACGUUUGUCUUAGCCUAGGACUUUAAUGUGAUUAUAAUAACAAAAUAAACAUAAGAUGUUCUAUGAUCCGUUUCCAAAGGUGGCAAACUUUGUAUGAUUUUGGUCGCUCUGUAUGAGGAAAUCUUUUUGGUGUGUGAUGAAGUUAUUCAAUAUUUAACGUUCGAGCGGUUGCCUUCCUCUCUCUUCCUCUAGAGGGAACUCAAGUCGCUGGAGUUUGGAGUUAUUCAUAUACCCCAGAUUCCGCACUUUCAACGGGUUGGUCAGCUGCUCCGUCAGUCUCAACAGCGCCAGCGCCAUCCAUGAUCAGCGGCAAUACCUCCUUACCAGGCUCUGAUGAGGAACAAUUUGGUGUGAAUCCAGGGGAUACACUUCAAACAUUCUUGGAACGGCUUUCCCUCUCGAGCCAUCUCAGUCUUUUCCAGGUAAAAGCAAUUUAAUUGGUUUUGCUUGAUAAGCUUAAAAAAAGGCAUGUGGACCUGUUUCCAAUACUUUACCAGUUAUAAGCGUACUUUUUAUAAAUUAAUUUAGAGUUGACUUAUUUUCCCCGUAAAUGCGCAAAGUUACUAUUUACCAUUAUGGAGAGACUUCAUUUAAUGUCAUUUGUAAUUAUUGACAAUAAGCACCACCGCAUUGGUGCGGAAGGAAAUAUGAAAAUUUAAGCUGUCUGUGUUGUGCCAAAAACAUUCGAUACGAACAUGAACACGUCUAGGGAAAAUUGCAUGCAUUUCAUAGCCGGAGUUGGAGAUCAUCGUUCAUAAUCCUGUAUCAUUAUUAGCUUGCCUUGGGAUAUGGUGAACUUAGAGCAGCUUUUCGACACUUUGAGAAAAAUUAUUUUAGCAUGGUUUAGUUUUGAAAACAACAAUACUUGCUCUUUUAUUCUAGAAAAACGAAAUUGACCUGGAUGCUCUUCUGUUGAUGUCGGAAAAAGACUAUGCAGAUAUAGGCUUACCGAAGGUUAGAAAUCUAAGGUUUGACUUUAUGUGGCCUUUUGUUGAAAACCACAUCGCCUGGUUGAUAGAGCAUCAAACUUGAAACUGCGUCAUCGGACUAUCAACUGUAUUGCUUUCCCUGAAGCAGUUUUAAAUUUGGUUAUCGAACCGAUUUCAUUCAACGCAGAACUGGAAGAAUAGAAAAGAUUCUGUUUGAGAAUUCACAAAGUCACCGUGAGUAAAUUUUUUCCUUUUUUCCCAAUUUCCAGGGACCUCGAGUGAAGCUAUUGAACAGCACUCGGCAAAUUUACACCAGCGAAACCUCGGAGUUCAGUUCAGUUCCAGCUGGGGCCUCCCCCGGUUCAAGGCCAGUCGGUCGAAACGCUGGCUGGAAUCCUCCGGGGGGAAUCAUAGCGACCUCAUCGACAGCGACAACUGUGGCUCCUGGCGUUCCAUUUGGAGCGAAGAGGGCACCGGGUCGUAAAGUCGAUCCGAACAAAAGAGUAAGGAACAAUGUUCUCAGUUCUAAGUGCUACAUGAUUAUGUCUAUCAUUAUGGGUACAACAUUUCCCCAGUCGGUUUAUCCUCUCAGCGUGAUUAGUUCACAGAUUCACCUUAUGAUGUAGACUGAUGAUGUUCGCCUUUGCUCGGUUUUAACUUCCCUUCAGAGCGCCUUCAACUGACUGUAAUUAUGGCAAAACCAAAUAUUGUCAAUGGCUAAACAGAUCAUAGGAAAUUAUCAGAGGAAGCUAAUGAGCACUCCAAGUAAAAACAAAGGUUUCCAUAAGGGUGGAAAAACGGGAUUGAUUUAGUCACGACUAAUCAGUUUUACACCUGAUCAUUGAGUUACAUGUAGACGAAAGUUUUCAAGACCAGUUACUAGGGGAAUAAAGCCAAACCGUGGAAAUGCCUACUUAGCUUCGACUUUUGUUUGAAAUUGUGUCUUAUCCGUCAUUUUACAGCAGGGGUGGAAAUCAUGGAGCCGGACUGCAGUUUAAAUUUAAGUGGUAAGUUUGACUAAAUGUAUCCUUAGGUUUCGUUAUUGAAUUACAGGAUAUAACUUCGCACAUCAUAGCAACUAGCUAGUUAAUGAGAGGAGUAUAGCCUUCCUUUUACCUUAUGGUCCUCUAUCGUAUCCCUGUGUCAGUGCUAUUCUCUGCUCUAUAGUUCUCAUCUUAUGUUUCUGUAUAGAUUUUACUUUUCCUUAGUUUAAACAACUCAGCUAGUAGUACCUGUGUUGUCGAAGUUUAAUCUCUCCUUUAUGAUCCACGACGUGAUUCCUAAAAUCUCAGGGUAGAAAUAAACUAGUGCAAAAAAUAGAAUUCUGUAACUAAAAUAUGGAAGAACUUAAGAUCUCGAGGGAGUAAAGUUUGAGCACCAUAUAAUGAAAAAUGUUCACAAAGUUUGUUUCCCAUUCAGUCUUACGAUUCGCGGAUUAAAGAAGAGUCAGCUUGACUACGAAAAACCUUUAUUCAUGAAGUAUCCGUCUCUCGAUUAGGAUUAAAAUUGAUACAGAAUUGAUAACGUGAAAAUCGAAAAACAAACCGAAAACAAAUAGAGUGAAAUGGGUUUUAACAAAAUAUGAACGAAUUGUGAGACAGAUGAGUUAUGCAUAUCAGUUAAUAGAUUCUGUUUCAAGGGUAUCUAGAAACAGUUACCAGAUGGUAAAACAAAGGAAACCGUCCUGCAAAUAAAAAUUUUGAUCCUGGGACUCUGCUUCUUGCAAAUAAAAGGAACUGUCCGUUUAAACAUGUCUUAGAAUUAUUCUGACCAUGCUAUAUUUUUUCCCUCUUCUUUUCAGGGAUUACCAUAUAAACUUCGAUAUUGCUGAACUCUGGACAACAGAGGACUUGAAAACUAGACCAAACUUUAUUUUGGGU
This is a messenger RNA of Pocillopora meandrina, 19261 nucleotides long. The record is from the annotation of a GenBank genome assembly. NCBI's taxonomy places the organism in Eukaryota, Metazoa, Cnidaria, Anthozoa, Scleractinia, Pocilloporidae.